Messenger RNA from Balaenoptera musculus (blue whale), 7836 nucleotides. It is a transcript of the gene DSEL, whose product is annotated as dermatan sulfate epimerase like. The transcript is spliced from 3 exons. The coding region runs from base 1068 to 4706 and encodes 1212 amino acids. The record is from RefSeq and is a predicted model, not a curated record. Gene Ontology annotation, molecular function: chondroitin-glucuronate 5-epimerase activity; sulfotransferase activity. Lineage: Eukaryota; Metazoa; Chordata; Mammalia; Artiodactyla; Balaenopteridae.
GCCGCAGCCUGUUGCAGUGCGGGGGGCGCCGGGCCGGGGGCGCCGGGAGCCCUGCGGGGGGGGCCUCGCGGCCCGGCUCCCAGUGCAGAGCAGUUUUCUCCAACUCUCCGCCUCCGUCUCCCCCGGGCCCACCGCUGCCGGGAGACCCCGUCCAGACCUGCCAAGAGAGGAGUGUCAUGAAAAAGGAACAGAAAAGACACGUCACUGUUGGUGAAAGGGGAGUUUUCUCUCCCAGUUGGUGGUUACUUCAUGAUUGGAAGAGAAGUACCUAGGUGGCCGAAGAGAUUAGAUUUUCAUAGCUGUACCGAUGAAGCUGAUAAAAGAAGACGGGAAAAUGCUUUCUCUGGGUCAUAAUAGGCUGAUGAGUAAGUAAGCCUGAAAAAAGACAGAUCUGAAAUGAGGACAGGAAUCUUGAGUGUUUUAAAACCAAGUAGGACUCUGAAUACUUGUUGAGGAUGUUUUUUUCCCCAAAAAUGGAGGAAGAAAAAAUUCUCAAAGCAAAAAGUGUAAAAAGCUGAGAGGAGUAACCAGCCGGUCAGCUCCAAGAAUUGCAGUACUUUGUCAGCUUCUCUGAGCACACACAGGCAAAGGCAUCAGACAUGUAUGAUUAUCUUACCACUGGUGAUGGUUUCCUGCUCCAGGAAUGACUUCUUAAUGUGGAUUUUGGAGUGCUUUUUCUUUUUCUUUUUUUUACAAUGUGUGUUUUUUGACUCUUUGUGUUAGGUAGAUUUAUGUCAAGAAAGUAAAUUGUGAAUUCAUGGUAUUUUUGACUAUCUCCAGCCCUGUUUGCUGUGUGAUAUUGGAAAAUUAGAGGUUUUAACACUCCUUGAAGUUUUAUUGGAAGCAACACUGCAUCAGGCAAACAGAUCCACACUCUAAGUUUUCUCUUUUUGGCAACUGUACUUGCUUUGAAUGAGCCGAAUGUCAGCUGGAUUUCACAGCAUAUCCGAUUUACAGUCUGUGUUUUAUCAAGGCCUUAAAUGUAUGUUUUAUACUCAGCAGAUGGGAAACACAUUGAGCACUGUGUCUGACAUGUAUGCCUAAGGAAAGGAGCUCCCCGAUGGAUCAUGGCGUUAAUGUUUACAGGACAUUUCCUAUUUUUACUGUUAGUGAUGUUUGCUUUCUCUACUUUUGAAGAAUCUGUGAGCAAUUACUCCGACUGGGCAGUUUUCCCAGAUGACGUAGAUCAGCUUAAGACACAGAAAGUGCAAGAUUUCAGACCCAGCCAAAAGCUGAAGAAAAGUAUGCUUCAUCCGCAUUUAUAUUUUGAUGCUGGAGAGAUCCAAGCAAUGAGGCAAAAGUCUCGCACAAGCCAUGUGCAUCUUUUUAGAGCUAUCAGGAGUGCAGUGACAGUUAUGCUGUCCAACCCGACAUACUACCUACCUCCACCCAAGCAUGCUGAUUUUGCUGCCAAGUGGAAUGAAAUUUAUGGUAACAAUCUGCCCCCUUUAGCACUGUACUGUUUGUUAUGCCCGGAGGACAGAGUUGCCUUUGAAUUUGUUUUGGAAUAUAUGGACAGGAUGCUGGGCUACAAAGACUGGCUGGUGGAGAACGCACCCGGGGAUGAAGUUCCAGUUGGCCAUUCCUUAACAGGCUUUGCCACCGCCUUUGACUUUUUAUAUAACGUAUUAGAUGAUCAUCGAAGGCAAAAAUACCUAGAAAAAAUAUGGGUUAUUACUGAGGAAAUGUAUGAGUAUUCCAAGGUCCGCUCGUGGGGCAAACAACUUCUUCAUAACCACCAAGCUACUAAUAUGAUAGCGUUACUCACCGGGGCCUUGGUGACUGGGGCAGAUAAAGGAUCUCAAGUCAAUCUAUGGAAACAGGUGGUAGUAGAUGUGAUGGAAAAGAUGAUGUUUCUUUUGAAUCAUAUUGUCGAUGGUACUUUGGAUGAAGGUGUUGCCUAUGGAAGCUACACGGCUAAGUCAGUCACACAGUAUGUUUUUCUGGCCCAGCGCCAUUUUAAUAUCAACAACUUGGAUAAUAACUGGUUAAAAAUGCACUUUUGGUUCUAUUAUGCCACCCUUUUGCCAGGCUUCCAAAGAACUGUGGGUAUAGCAGAUUCCAAUUAUAAUUGGUUUUAUGGUCCCGAGAGCCAGUUAGUUUUUUUGGAUAAGUUCGUCUUAAAGAACGGAGCUGGAAAUUGGUUAGCUCAGCAAAUCAGAAGGCACCGGCCUAAAGAUGGACCAAUGGUCCCCUCUACUGCCCAGAGGUGGAGUACUCUUCACACUGAAUACAUCUGGUACGAUCCCCAGCUCACCCCACGGCCUCCUGCGGAAUAUGGUACUGCAAAAAUGCACACGUUCCCUAACUGGGGUGUUGUCACUUAUGGGGCUGGGUUGCCCAAUACACAGACCAAUACCUUUGUGUCUUUUAAAUCUGGGAAGCUAGGAGGGAGAGCUGUCUAUGACAUAGUUCACUUCCAGCCAUACUCCUGGAUUGAUGGGUGGAGAAGCUUUAACCCAGGACAUGAACAUCCGGAUCAGAACUCAUUCACUUUCGCCCCCAACGGGCAGGUAUUUGUUUCCGAAGCUCUCUAUGGACCCAAGUUGAGCCACCUUAACAACGUACUGGUGUUUGCGCCAUCACCCACAAGCCAGUGUAAUAAGCCCUGGGAAGGUCAGCUGGGAGAAUGUGCACAGUGGCUUAAGUGGACCGGCGAAGAGGUUGGUGACGCAGCGGGGGAAAUCAUUACUGCCUCUCAACAUGGGGACAUGGUAUUUGUGAGUGGGGAAGCAGUGUCAGCUUAUUCCUCAGCAAUGAAGCUGAAAAGUGUGUAUCGGGCUUUGCUUCUCUUAAACUCUCAGACUCUGCUAGUUGUUGAUCACGUCGAGAGGCAAGAAGAUUCCCCAAUAAAAUCUGUCAGUGCCUUCUUCCAUAAUCUGGAUAUUGAUUUUAAGUACAUCCCAUAUAGGUUCAUGAACAGGUAUAACGGCGCCAUGAUGGAUGUGUGGGAUGCACAUUACAAAAUGUUUUGGUUUGAUCAUCGUGGCAGUAGCCCCAUUGCUAGUAUACAGGAAGCAGAGCAAGCCGCUGAAUUUAAGAAACGGUGGACUCAAUUUGUUAAUGUUACAUUUCAGAUGGAAUCCACAAUCACAAGAAUCGUAUAUGUCUUUUAUGGGCCAUAUGUCAAUGUUUCCAGCUGCAGAUUUAUUGAUAAUUCCAAUUCUGGACUUCAGAUUUCUCUCAAUGUCAAUAAUACUGAACAUGUUGUUUCCAUUGUAACUGACUACCAUAACUUGAAAACAAGGUUCGAUUACCUGGGAUUUGGCGGCUUUGCCAGUGUGGCUGAUCAGGUUCAAAUAACCCGAUUUGGUUUGGGCACUCAAGCAAUAGUGAAGCCCAUAAGACGUGACAGAGUGAUUUUUCCCUUUGGAUUUAAAUUUAAUGUAGCAGUUGGGUUGAUUUUGUGCAUCAGCUUGGUGAUCUUAACUUUUCAGUGGCGGUUUUACCUUUCUUUUAGAAAGCUAAUGCGGUGGAUCCUCACCCUUGUUAUUGCCUUGUGGUUCGUUGAGCUGGUGGACGUGUGGAGCACUUGCACUCAGCCCAUCUGUGCAAAGUGGGCGAGUCCGGAGGCCGAGGCGAGCGCGAAGCCUGUGCCUCCCCAAGGGCACCGCAUCUAUCUUCCUGACAUCGUCAUUACCUCACUUCCCGGCUCAGGAGCUGAAAUUCUCAAACAGCUCUUCUUCAACAGCAGUGACUUUCUCUACAUCAGGGUGCCCACAGCCUACAUGGACAUCCCUGAAACUGACUUUGAGAUGGACUCCUUUGUGGACGCCUGUGAGUGGAAGGCGUCCAAUGUCCACGGUGUGCAUUUCCGUUUACUGCGAGGCUGGCUGCAGUCCUUGGUCCAAGACACAAAACUCCAUUUGCAAAACAUCCAUCUGCACGAACCCAGCAGGGGUAAACUGGCCCAAUAUUUGACCACGAAUAAGGACAAAAAAAGGAAGUUGAAACGGAGAGAGUCUUUGCCAGAACAAAGAAGCAGAAUGAAAGGCGCCUUUGACAGAGACGCUGAGUACAUUCGGGCUCUGAGGAGACACCUGGUCCAUUACCCCAGCGCGCGGCCCGUGCUCAGCCUGACCAGUGGGAGCUGGACCUUAAAGCUGCAUUUCUUUCACGAAGUUUUAGGAGCUUCGAUGAGGGCCUUGUACGUGGUGAGGGACCCUCGGGCGUGGAUUUAUUCGAUGCUGUACAGUAGUAAACCAAGCCUUUACUCUUUGAAGAAUGUACCAGAGCACUUAGCUAAAAUGUUUAAAAUAGAGGGAGGUAAAGGCAAAUGUAACUUAAAUUCGGGCUAUGCUUCUGAGUAUGAAUCAUUGAGGAAAGAAUUAUCAAAAUCCAAGCCACACGCGGUGUCCCUGCUGGCUCACGUGUGGCUAGCAAACACCGCAGCAGCCCUGAGGAUAAACACAGACCUGCUGCCUACCAGCUACCAGAUGAUCAAGUUUGAAGAUAUUGUGCAUUUUCCUCAGAAAACCACUGAAAGGAUUUUUGCCUUUCUUGGAAUUCCUUUGUCUCCUGCUAGUUUAAACCAAAUAUUGUUUGCCACCUCCACGAACCUUUUCUAUCUUCCCUAUGAAGGGGAAAUAUCACCAACUAAUACUAAUGUUUGGAAACAGAACUUGCCUAGAGAUGAAAUUAAACUGAUAGAAAACAUCUGCUGGACACUGAUGGAUCGUCUAGGAUAUCCAAAGUUUAUGGACUAAAUGCUGCAGCGUGAAAGCAGACCGACCACUCCUCCUCCCCCCAUAUCUGCUUCCUCACGUAGCUCUCCCUGCUUUCCCUUUACAGUGUCAAAAUGAAUGAAAAUCCUAUUAAUACAGGUUGAGAGGGCAACUGAAGACCUGAAUCCACACUAUUAUUCUCAAGGAAGAUUAUUCGUCCUAUCUCAGGGUUAUCAACAAGCAUGUAACAUUUCUACAUGGAUGAUCACACUGUUUCCAUUACUGGUCAGAGUCUCGGUGUUUGCUUUCAAUUCCCAGGAUGUGUGACCUUAAAUCAGAUCAAAUAAAAGGCUCUGGGUUGAAAGUAAUAUUAGGUCUGAUCAAGGUAAGAGUUACAAAUGUGUGCAAGUAACAGCAGAGAAGGCAGAAACUGUACCACUGCCUUUCCUUUAACUUUGUACAGAAACAGGCCCACAGGCAGAAGAGAGCCAGGGUGAGUAUGUGGAGGAGUUGGGGGAGAGACAAUGAAAAAGAAAGAGCAGUUCUGUGAAUGGAUAUGGGAACAGUAUGGGAAUAUCUUAUUUAUAGCUAAAGAAAGGAACACACUUAAGAUGAUCUUCACAGUGUAUCUUAACUUUUACAACAUAGCUAGGUCAAGGGGAAUUUCCUUGUCUACUCAUCCACUCCCACCCCAAGGGAAACUUAGCUGGAGGAGAAGACUUCUAUUCACAGGUUCUAUUUCUGAGCAAUGUUUUACAUGGGUGACGGAUGGCCCAGCCAUUGCAUAUGCGUCCAUUUGUUCAUGCUUGGGAUCCCCUGCUUUAUAAUCUCAAUUAUAAUCUCAGAACGUCUAAGUCCUACAUUCCUAGGGUGUUAUCCUGGGAAGAAAUGUGAAUAGACUCUACACUUAUUUUUAUUCUGACCAUCUUGAAAAUAAUUAAAGCAACGAUUGUCACUAUGUGACACUUCCAAAGGAAACACUUUAAAAAAUGUCUUUUCCAUAAAAUCAAUUCCUUUCCUCAUUAACUUCCCCAAACUCAGGCCCAACUGGAAUUAAAGCUUUUAUUAAAAUAAUAUCAUUUAAAUGUUGAAAUUUUGAAAGAAUGUGUCCGUUUUGCUGACAGAAGUAACAUAAAUGUAGUGGUAAUGUUGAUCUAGUUUUCAAAAGUUUGAAAUAAUGCAAAUUACUCACUUAGGAUGAAGUAGGCCAUAUCCAGAGGUGAAUUUACUGUAAUGACAAUUCCAGAAAGGAAGGAAAUGGGAGAAUCUGUUCAGGAGAAAGAAGAUAAAUCUAUGAUUAUACUUAAAUUUAAUCUUUAGAAACCCAGAAAGGCACGAGUUUUAGGCAGAUGGCACGACAACUCAUACAUACUCAGCCUAAACCCGCAAUAUUAGACAUUUGAUUGGCUUUUUGGACAAACAGAAGACUUAGUACUGUAAGUUGCCUGGCAAGAAUGGGAUAAUUAUUUAUGUCCAGUACCCAGCCAUGGCAUGGGAUCUGGCACAAAUAUCUUCAUAUUCGAAGAAGAACCUCUCUCCACACACACUAGUUAUGUUUAAUUUUUUUUUCCUUUUGUGGAAACGCCACCCCUUCUGUCUGCCACUGACUUUUGAUUGGUGUCAUUUAUCAGCAGAGUUUGGUGCAUCAUAGAUCCUAGACGUUCUUGAUAUAAAGUCUAUCACAUUCAGUUAUCUAUAAGUAAACAUUAACAGUGGUUUUAGAAUCUGUGUGAUUGACUUAACUCUGAUCAUAAUUACAAAAAUAUCACUAAUUUAGCGAAAAAUGUGAAUAGAAGGCAGUAUGUUAUAACACCACUUACAGAGGUAAGGGAGCCUAAUAUUCUAAGACAGAUCAAGGAAUUUAAUAUGCAGGCUACCUACUGCUUAUUUAAAUGUAAACCAGAGUAUGUCAAAAUAGCUGCUAAGGCAGUGUUUUCAGUACUUGACUAAUAUCUCUAUUUUCCUUCAUGUUGGCAGAAAAAUCCAAAUAAUAUUUUAAGAACUAGACUGAAUUUUUUUUUUUUUUUUUUUCACAAAGGAUGGUAGGAACAUUAAACAGUAGAUUCUCACAUUCUCUACUUAACUUGUAGCUGCUUGAGCUAUAAUUUACAUGAGCUUGUGUUUAGUCCAAGUAACAUGUUUAAUUCUAUUUCCAAAGAUAGGUUCGGCUAAGCCUUCCACACCAUGGGGGUUUUGUUUUUGUUUUUCGUUUUUCUUUCACACCUAUCCAGUUAUGCAGCAAAGAAAACCUGUACUGAAGAUCAUAGACCAGUUUAUUCGAGCUAUAUGUAUAACACAACUCCUCUAUUAAUAAAUAAAAAGCUAAAAGCAACUUGGCUAUGGUUGGGAUAAUUUGUAAUAGCCCUUUUCUUUAGGACUUUGGGUAACUGUGUUAGGAUUUUGCAUGGAGCUGAGUUGGAAAAUGCAGUCCCACAAUUUCAGCCACUAGCACCCUUCAGUGAUGGGUGAGCCGUGCCUCUACUCCCUUAUCUUAAUUCCAAGUCCUGUCUUUGACUUGCCCUCAGUCCGUUUCACUCUUCUAUGUACAUCAUCCCAACUUAUUAAGUGGCAAGAACAUCCCGUACUAUGCACCUGUGCUCCGCAUCUGCCCCUCCUGCCACUGGUGGGAUAUCUAUUCAAGCAGGAGAUCUCUAAAAGGAAGGUCCCUGCAGGUCCCUUGAGAUAUUCUAGUAGGUGGUGCACAGGGUUGGCAGAGUGAAGACUUUUUUUGUAAGAAAGAUAAGGAUCUAUCAUGAAUUAGUCUCUUAGUAUGUGCUGCACAGAACCGUAAGGUUUUCAUGUAUAUCAUUACAAUCUUCACAACAACUCACUGGUAUUCAUUUUACAGAUUAAUCUGAAGCCCAUAUUCUCCCUCUAGGGAGUAUGUUUUGUGAAGGAAUUUGGAGCAGGUUUGCAAUUCCUUUAUCAAUUCACUUAUUCACAGUAAUUUUGGGGUAUCUGCUGUCAAGAUAUUGAUUAGCAUGAGGGGAGAACACAAAAACUGGUUGACUCUGACCCUACCCUGAAGAACUGAUGGUCUCUCCAGAAUUCAUCAAGAAGAGGAGAAGAAGGGCAUGCCGGGUAGCCAUUACCACCCGAGGAAAGGCACCGCAAAGCGUUAUCUACUCUGUAGUGGACAGGAUUUAUCUCUGAAAAAGUGGUUAUGAGGAAA